AUGUCGAAGCCGACUUCAGCACCAUAUCCAGAGGCCGCCAAUCGCGCAUUAGCAACAGAGCGUCUACCUUUACCCAGCCCAACCACAGCACGUUACAGCAGCGUCACCAGCUCCGAGAAGAGCCCUGGCAGCUCCGACGAGCGUUCUGCCCGUCUUAUUUCUUGCCCCGUCGAAUCUGUCGCUGGCUCUUGGAGGGCUGGCAUGCCAGCGCCUUAUGAAACCCCGGUCUUCAUACCUCCGAGAACAAACACUCUGGUGAAGCCCUUGCAUGCACCGAUGCAGAUCGCCUGCUCUCCUCGCUACGGGACAACUCCUACACCUCCUAGCAGCACUCCAAGGAGCUCCUCCAAAACCAGCGAAUGUUCCCCAGUCACGGCACUUCCCGGCACGAUGUCAGCACGCAGAGUACAGCGACCUAGCAACACGCGGCGCAGAACGCGAGAGGAUGGACGGAAUGCCUGCGGCCUGGAAGGAACUGAACAAGAACCUCCGAGGUUAGGAGCACGGAUGAAGGCAUCGUUGCGUGGGAUGUUCAAGAAGUCUUCAACGGACGAAUCUACUCUUGAGCGCAUUGGAGACCGGCAUUGGACGGACGAAUGA
Messenger RNA from Fulvia fulva, 600 nucleotides. RefSeq lists its product as uncharacterized. The transcript has a single exon. The coding region runs from base 1 to 600 and encodes 199 amino acids. NCBI's taxonomy places the organism in Eukaryota, Fungi, Ascomycota, Dothideomycetes, Mycosphaerellales, Mycosphaerellaceae. The record is from RefSeq and is a predicted model, not a curated record.